UAUUCCUUAGACUAUAUAUGUUAUGAACCUUGAUCACGUGUAUUAUUACUUGUUCACAACUCAUAAUAUAUAUUUAUAUAUUUAUAUAUAAUGACACUCAGGUUACUUGUCAUCAUCAGUAUUACACUUUUCGCAAUAUAUCAAGCCAUUUCAAAAAAUGAAGCAAAAAGUUGUGAUUGAAGUGGACAUGAAGAACAAUAAGCACCGGUCCAAGGCCUUAGAGAUAGCUCUUCUGAAAAAUGGUGUUGUCUCAGUGGCUUUUAGAGGGGAAAGGAAAAAUCAACUUGAAAUAAUUGGAGAAGGAAUUGUUGAUGCAACUGGCAUAGCUGAAAAUUUGAGAAAGAAGGUUGGGUUUGCAAAAUUAGUGAGCGUGGAACAGCUCAAUUAAAUAUCAACUUCAAAAGAAAACAAAUUAAAAAAGAGAUAAAAGAAAGAUGGAGCUGGUCUUCAGCCUUGAACUGUACAAUGUUCUUAGUCCAAUUGUAAUUUUUAAUCGGUCACAAUUUCCAUACAUAUAUUUCGUUGUAUGUUCCAAACAUUAUGAAUAACUUUCAUUAAUUAAUAAUGAACCAUUAUUAAUAU
Cannabis sativa is the source of this 582-nucleotide messenger RNA. RefSeq names its product heavy metal-associated isoprenylated plant protein 47-like. Bases 158 to 388 code for a protein of 76 amino acids. NCBI's taxonomy places the organism in Eukaryota, Viridiplantae, Streptophyta, Magnoliopsida, Rosales, Cannabaceae. The record is from RefSeq and is a predicted model, not a curated record. The transcript has 3 exons.